This is a messenger RNA of Catharus ustulatus (Swainson's thrush), 4303 nucleotides long. It is a transcript of the gene MOV10L1, whose product is annotated as Mov10 like RISC complex RNA helicase 1. The record is from RefSeq and is a predicted model, not a curated record. NCBI's taxonomy places the organism in Eukaryota, Metazoa, Chordata, Aves, Passeriformes, Turdidae. Bases 82 to 3609 code for a protein of 1175 amino acids. The transcript has 27 exons. Gene Ontology annotation, molecular function: helicase activity.
UCGGCUCCGCGCGCUCUGCGGGCGCUGUCGCGUCUCUACGGCGAUCCUGGUGGCUCUGACUCUUCGCUGAAGCGCUCCGGGAUGCUCUCUCUCCUUUCUAAGGCGCUCUCCUACUUCUGGAGACGCGCAGAUGACGAAGAUGAAAGAUGGACGAACUCUGGUGAUAAAGAAUUAAAAAGGGUACAAGGAGUAGUGACAAGGCUUUGCUAUGAUUAUGGGAUGAUAGACGACAUGAUAGUCUUCACAAAGGAUGUUACAAAAAACAUGCUGCUGGCUGUUGGACAAGAAGUUAUUGCCACUGUGGAAGAGGAUAAAACAUCAGGUGGCCUGAAGGCUGUCAAGGUAGACACCAUCCAGAAUACACAAGAAGACUCCAGUCCUACUUACGAUGCCUCUGAACUAAAUAAAAAAACAUUAAUUGGCAGUAUUACCUCUCUCUCUGAGGAUGGUGGCUAUAUUAACGAGAAUACUUACUUCGCAAUGCAAGAUGUCUGGGAAGAUUUCAAACCUUAUGAAGGUGACUGGGUGCAAGCAAAAUAUUAUAUUAAUUCAAAAACAUGGAAGAGUGAAGCAGUUGAUGUAAGGCCUUUGAGGUAUAAACAAGUAAAUAAGGUUCGCAUUUCCAACAUCUGUGGAAGAACUGGGACAGUAGAUGACAGUAUAUUUUUCACUUUGGAUUCACUGAGACUUCCUGAUGGUUACUUACCUCGUAGACGUGAUCUAGUGAACACUAUUGUGGUGGAGAGCAGUCAAUCCUGUUACAUUUGGAGAGCUCUCUGCUUGGUGCCAGUCAGCCAGGAUGGACAAUCUCACUCUAGUGAAGGUAAUGUGAAUGAGCCUUAUGAAGAAAUAAUGAGAGACAAAGGAGAGUUGAAAAUAUCGAGAAUGACUGACUUUGGAACUCUGAAGCAGGGAGAAUCUAAAAGAAUGAUUGUUUGGAUAGAGAAUAAAGGGAGCAUACCACAGACCUUAAUCAGUUGCAGAUUAGCUGGAUGGGUGAAAGACAAACAAUUCAGUGUUGAGAUUCCCCAAAAAUGUGAGAACAGCCCACCUUUUCCAAUAAAUCAAGAAAACGUCUCAAAAGCUGCAAUUAAUUCAUUUAACAACUGUGAAGGAGCAACAUGUGAGUCAUUGAACAGUACAUGCAUUACGGAGAAUGGAAUCAUUCCAGAAGAAAUUACUUUUCAAGAUACAAAUUUAUCAAGGACAAAGGAAAACAAUUCCUUGGUGAAAGAUGAAAAUAUUCAAAAUGGAGAAAGUGAGCAGGAAGACCAUAUGGAGCAACCAGUUAAGCACAGCAAUAUUAAUCCAGAAAUUGUGAUAUCACCAGGUGAAAAAAUAUUCAUAGUGAUUAUAUGCACAGCAGUGACUCAUGGACACAGUAAAGAGCUCCUGUUGCUUGGCUUUUCUGAUUUUACUGUUGGCCGCUAUAUUGAAGCCACUGUAACAUAUGAAGAAGAAUUACUUAUAGCACCUGUACAACCUUAUUCUUCAAGAAAGCCUAAAAUAAUUCCAGAUUCUCAACCAAAGAAGACAACAGUGGCUGGCCCUAAACUCAAAAGAAAUAAGAGAAGGUGGUGUUCAAACUUCCUUCCACAUUAUACCAUACCAGAUGAGUUAAGAAAAUGUGUUGAACAGCAGUUAGACGUACUGACCUUCCAGCCCCUCCUAGCAGAGCGUCUUAAUCUAGAUAAUUAUAAAGCAAACUUUUCUACUCUUCUGUGGCUUGAAGAGAUUGAAGCAGAAAUGAAUAUAAAAGAUUACUACAUGAGUGGAGUUACUUUAAAAAGGAACGGGAAUUUGUUAGUGCUCGAAGUGCCCGGAGUAGAAGAGGGCAGACCUCGCCUGAUUCCAGGUGACAGGGUGAUACUGAAAAGUCAGGUGUACUCAGGGCAUAUAAUAGAGUACAUUGCGUAUGUCGCUGAGAUAUGUGAUGAAGAUGUUACUCUUAAGGUUAAUGCAGACUUUGAACGGGCUUACAACUUGGAACCCAUGGAUGUGGAAUUUGUUCAUUGCAGUAUUCCUAGCAGGCGAUGCCAGUUGGCCAUUCAGCAAGCUCGCUACCUGGGUGAGAAAGUGUUAUUUCCAGAAAGGCUUGUGUUACAAUCACCACAAACUAUUAAGACCCAGAAUACUACCGAGUAUUGUGCUGUUGAUGAUGGCCUUAAAAAAUCUCCACAGCAGGAAAGUAAGGUCAAAAAAAAGCAGAACAAACAGACAAAAGUUGGUGAAACUGUGACCCCUAAACAGAUAGAUGGUGAAUUUUUCAAUCCUGUGCUGAAUGUGCAACAGAAACUGGCAGUGAAAAGGAUACUGAGUGGUGAAUGUCGCCCAACACCUUAUCUUCUCUUUGGACCACCAGGAACUGGAAAAACAGUAACAGUAAUUGAAGCUAUUUUACAGAUACAUUUUAGUCUCCCAGACAGUCGGAUUUUGGUAUGUGCACCAUCAAACACUGCAACAGAUCUGAUUUGCUUGCGGCUGCAUCAAAGCAAUCUCUUAAAACCAGGAGCUAUGGUCCGAGUUAAUGCUGCUUUCAGGUCAGCAGAGCAAAUUGAUGACAUGGUGAAACCUUACUGCAAAGAUGGUGAUGAUAUACAGAAGGCGUUGUGGUCCAGGAUUGUAAUUACAACAUGCAACAGUGCAGGAUUGUUUUAUCAAACAGAUACACGGCUUGGACAUUUCACUCAUGUGGUUCUGGAUGAGGCAGGUCAAGCAAGUGAACCAGAGAGUCUGAUUCCUAUUGGGUUGAUUUCAGAAGCUGAUGGACAGAUAAUUCUCGUUGGUGAUCCAAAGCAGUUAGGGCCAGUAAUAAAAUCUAAACUUGCAAAGACUUUUGGAUUAAGUGUGUCCUUGCUAGAAAGACUGUCAUCAAGAGAUCUGUAUCUGAGAGAUGAGGAUGCUUUUGGUGCCUGUGGAGCAUACAAUCCUUUGUUGAUCACUAAACUCACAAAGAACUACAGGUCGCAUUCUGCCUUGCUUGCCUUGCCAUCUAAAUUGUUUUAUGAUAAGGAGCUAGAAGUUUGUGCAGAUACUUCAGUAGUAACUUCUUUGUUGAACUGGGGGAGAUUGCCCAGGAAGGGAUUUCCAUUAAUUUUUCAUGGAAUAAGGGGUAAUGAAACGCGUGAAGGUUGCAGUCCCUCGUGGUUUAAUCCAGCUGAAGCAGUUCAAGUAAUGAUGUACUGUUGCCAGUUGGCUAGAAGUGAAUACUCUGCAGUAUCAGUGACAGAUAUUGGAGUGAUAGCACCAUAUCGUAAACAGGUAGAAAAAAUUAGAGUUCUUCUCAGAAACAUUGAUUUGGAAGACAUAAAGGUUGGCACAGUAGAAGAGUUUCAAGGGCAGGAGUACAUGGUUGUCAUCUUAUCAACAGUGCGAUCUCAGAAAGUCGUAAUUGAUGAUGAAAAACACUGUUUGGGCUUUCUCUGUAACCCAAAGAGAUUUAAUGUAGCAAUUACUAGAGCAAAAGCUUUGCUGAUUGUUGUGGGAAAUCCUCACGUUCUUGUGAAAGAUCCGUGUUUUUAUGCUCUGUUAGAAUACAGUUUAAUGAAUAGAGUCUAUAUAGGUUGUGACCUGCCUGCAGAGCUGGAGCACCUGCAGAAGUGUGAGUAGUUUUUUGGUAUUCCAGAUCCAUUCAAGAAUCUGAUAUUCAUCUGUUUUGAAACUAAAAGUACUUGUGAGAAAUCCAGUCCUGAGCAGAUAAAACACUUUCUGUCCUCAGGGAGAAGCAUAUGUUUUGAAAUGGAUAGAGGUUUCUGCAAACAAGAUUUUUUUUUUUUUUAAGAAAUGAAAAAGUUGAAAUUAAUAGUAUAAAAUAGUAGUGGCACCUUAUUAGCUUUUCUGUUUAAAAUGUACAUUAUUGUACCUCUGCAAAGAACAGUAUGCCUGAAUCCUCCAGGCUUCAGGAGAAAACUACUGAAGGACUCCUACAUCAUCUUUUCUGUAUUCUAUGAUUGUUUCAGCUUCUCAAUUUUCUCAGACUUGUGUAAUACCACUUACAGCUGGACUGUCCCAAGAACAUAGAUGUGUGUGUCAUUAUUCUGGGAGCAUUACAGUAAUAUAUCUAGGAUGUGAACUGGAAUGAUACAUUAAAUAUUUCCACUCAACUGAUACUGAGUACCUUAAGCCAAAACCGUCCUUCCAGUUUUUAAGGCCUUUGUAUAUGUAGCUGAGUCUAGCUGUCUGCUGUAUGUAUGUCAGAGCAAUGGUGGGUUAAAGAAAAACGGAAAAUUAAAACUGUGUUUUGCCUUGCUGUAAACGUGCUAUAAAAUAAAGUAUUGUGUUUUAUUUUGGCAGAAUCAAAACA